Molecule: messenger RNA, 2122 nt
Organism: Hylaeus volcanicus
Lineage: Eukaryota; Metazoa; Arthropoda; Insecta; Hymenoptera; Colletidae
Gene: Argk1
Product: arginine kinase
Exons: 4
Coding region: 116-1240 (374 amino acids)
Biological process (GO): phosphocreatine biosynthetic process
Molecular function (GO): creatine kinase activity
Source: RefSeq, a predicted model, not a curated record
GAUAGGUGAAGUCGUUUAUCGGAGGUGAACGUAUCGGUGGUGUUCGCGCGCUCUUCGUUCCUUUCUUCCUGUUUCUCUCACACGGGGCGUCGUCAUCGCCGUCGUCGUUGUCGUCAUGGGCGGAUGUACUUCGAAGGAUACCACCUCGAGCGACGACAAAAAAACUAACAACAUGGUUGACCAGGCAGUUCUGGACAAGCUUGAAGCUGGCUUCAACAAAUUGGCUGCAUCCGACAGCAAAUCCCUGCUGAAGAAAUAUCUGACCAAGGAGGUCUUCGAUCAACUGAAGACGAAGAAGACUUCCUUUGGUUCCACUCUGCUGGAUGUGAUCCAGUCCGGUGUCGAGAACCUGGACUCUGGCGUCGGUAUCUACGCCCCCGAUGCUGAGUCUUACACAGUUUUCGCUGACCUCUUCGACCCCAUCAUCGAGGACUACCAUGGUGGCUUCAAGAAGACCGACAAGCAUCCACCCAAAGAUUUUGGCGAUGUUGACACCCUUGGAAAUCUCGACCCUGCUGGUGAAUUCAUAGUCUCCACUCGUGUGAGAUGCGGACGAUCCAUGGAGGGAUACCCAUUCAACCCUUGCUUGACCGAGGCUCAGUACAAGGAGAUGGAAGACAAAGUCUCCAGCACUCUGUCUGGCUUGGAGGGCGAACUGAAGGGAACGUUCUAUCCCUUAACUGGCAUGAGCAAAGAGGUUCAGCAGAAGCUGAUCGACGACCACUUCCUCUUCAAGGAGGGUGAUCGUUUCUUGCAGGCCGCCAAUGCUUGCCGCUUCUGGCCCACUGGCCGUGGUAUCUACCACAACGACGCCAAGACUUUCUUGGUAUGGUGCAACGAGGAGGAUCAUCUCCGUAUCAUCUCUAUGCAGAUGGGCGGUGAUCUUGGACAGGUGUACCGUCGUCUUGUGAGCGCCGUGAACGAGAUUGAAAAGCGAGUCCCGUUCUCUCACAACGACCGUCUCGGUUUCCUGACCUUCUGCCCGUCGAAUCUGGGCACCACGGUGCGCGCCUCCGUGCACAUCAAGCUGCCCAAGCUCGCCGCCAACAGGGCGAAGCUCGAGGAGAUCGCUUCUAAAUUCAACCUCCAGGUCCGUGGUACUCGCGGCGAGCACACCGAGGCGGAGGGCGGCAUCUACGAUAUUUCCAACAAGCGACGUCUCGGUCUCACCGAGUACCAGGCUGUGAAAGAGAUGCACGACGGUAUCGCCGAGCUGAUCAAGAUCGAGAAGGAACUUUAAAGCCACCACUAACCGACAUCGCGACAAUUUCCCUUCCCCCAGUUCACCCUUUAGACGUUCUUGACGCAUCGAGGACCCUCUUUGACAAACGAAGCGAAGAUACAUCAUCAGUGUUCGCACUGAUCGCUGAAAGACGAACGAAUGAAGAAGCGCUUCAAGUUGCUUGGAAUAAAGGUUAUAUUUCACGUUUGUUUAAUCAAAUUGUCCGAAAGAGAACACAAAUUGUGUUCCAAGUAAUAAGACAGAGAAUGAAAAACGAUUUCUAGAAGAUUUCGAAAGGAGGACAUUUUCGAUCCACGUAGACGUGGAAUUCAAAAAAAUUGGGGCAAGAUGUCCCAGCCCAGUCCUCGUUAUUUUAGAUGCCACUUUAUUCGUCCUCGGUGUGCCAAGAUCUGUGCAGCUACAAGCGGGUUCUUAGAGUUCCAAGCAGGCGGCGGAAUGCUCUGUUCGCGUCACGGAAUCCAGAAGUCCGCGUGGUCGAAUCGAAAGAUCCGUUGUUGAUGAUUUCAGUUUCCAAAAGUCUGGAAUUCGCGGUCGCGGACGGGUUGCUUCCGCUAGAUUAGUAUGUCUCCACGGUCUCCUCCCUCUUACACGCGUUAUAAUUAUUAUUACUAUUAUUAUUAUUAUUAUUAUUAUUAUUAUUAAUGUCUUUAUUAUUAUUGUCUCUUAUGUUGACUCAAGUUCCUUUUUAUUGAUCCAUACGAUUAGAUGAAAAAAAAAACAAAUACCGGCAAAGAGAAGAGGAAACAAAACGUGAACAGCUUGUAUUAUACGUUAAUACAAUGCAUACUAUAUGUUCAACAGUAUUUUGAUUUCGUUUCACCUGUUUUAUCUAAAGACAUGUAAUCCAGGAUGUAGAAAAAUACACGCAGUAUUCUUUCA